UGGAUCAAAGGUUGGCUAUUCUUGUUCUGCUGUCAGGUUUGUAUCAUCAUUUGUAAUUUGUUUGCAUGUAUGUCUGUAUGUGCAUAUAUUUUAGCAAGCUAAUAUUAACAGGGAUCUUGUGGAGCAGUUCUGGUCUUUCACGACAGUAUCACUAUAUAAAUGAGAGAAUGCCCUGGAGUGAUGCUCAGAGUUACUGCAGAUCGAGGUACACUGAUCUGGCUACUGUAGACGACAUGAAUGAUGUGAGCAGGCUGGUAAAAACGGUGGAUGCUGGUUACAGUGGAUCAGUGUGGAUUGGACUGAAGAGCGGGACACAGAGUCGCUGGGGUUGGUCUAAGGGAGACAAUACUCUCACACAGUACAGCGGCUGGAAACCAGGGAAGCCUGAUGGUGAAGGAAAAUGUGUCUAUUUUGCCUAUGGAUUUUGGAUCAAUUCCCCGUGCUCAACACGGCUAUUCGUUGUGUGCUACAAUGAAAGCACUGGAUACAACAUGGUAAAUGUUUGGAAAAACUGGACAGAAGCUCAGAGCUACUGCAGACAGUAUCACACUGAUCUGGCCACCAUCCGCAGCUCAGAGGAACAAAACCAGCUUAAUAGUAUUGUUGGGCAAGGGCCAUGGGUCUGGAUUGGUCUGUUCCUGGAUUCUUGGGAGUGGUCUGACCAAUGGAGCCUCUUCUUUAGAUACUGGGCUACAGGACAACCAUCCCAGGGUUCAGACUGUGUUGGCAUGUUGACAAAUGAUUCUGGGAGAUGGGUUCCUGACAGCUGUGAUCUACAACGUCCUUUCGUCUGUCAUGGAGAUGAGAGGUUGACUAAAAAACAGAUUGUUAGACUGAAAUUGUCCAGCGAUGAAAAAUCCAAUUUGAAUGAUCCUUUAACACAGACUGCAGUUCUGAAUAAGAUAAGUGAAAAGCUAAAGAGCACGGGGCUGGAAAGUAACAGCAAAAUAAGCUGGAGAAAGCAGGAAGGUGAAAACAUGUUUCAAAAGGAGACCAAACGUAAAGGGAAUUCAAAUAAAAACUGUGAUGAUACCAAUCUUUAAUAUACUACUAUAAACUACAAAUUUAAAACAGAAGUAAUAUAUAUAUAUUAUUUUCUGUUUAAAAUCUUCUUUUUACUAAAAUGGACUAAAUGUACUACAUUAAUAUUAAUUGAAGUUACAAACUGCAUAUAUAACUUACCAUCAGUCUGUUUUAAAGUUUUACUUUAAAGUAGCUAAUGCAAGUGACUAGAGUUAUUUCUAUAUUUUAUAACUUUGCUUAUUGAUAUUAUACAAGCAUAUGCAUGUAUUCACAUGUAUGUAUUCAACAGUAGUCAGUUCACAUUCCUGUAACCAACUAUAAGGCAUUAUCACUGCAUAUGUUAUCCCUGUAUUCCUUUAUUUAUGCAUGAAUGCUCAUGAGGCCUCACAUGUUUAAUGUAUGCGCUAGAGAAUUAUUCCAUGUUACCCCUCUAUCCUUGUAAGGGAUUGUAACAUUGCUGUACCAACGUUCCCGUGGGAAACUGGAGCUUACGUGCAGCAAUGUAUAUACUUUUGGACUUUUAGUAUAUGGAUAGGUUGCCUUUUUGAACCGAUGGGGGCUCAGAGCAGGUGGCAGAGAGAGCUAAAUUUAUAAUUGAUUUCUGCUCAGUCAGCCCGCAUACACAGGAUAUCGCCGACAUUUGAAUAGGCAUGCUUUGCUAAGCAUGAUAUUUACGAGCGCUUUUGCUCAGAAUGCAUGCAUGAAUCUUGCUCCCUUACAAUGUGGCUUUCGCACUUCAAUGGGUCAUAGCCGUAUGACCUGACACCCUGAAUUAUGACCUCAACUUGUACAGUACUCGUUUUGCCUAAGAAAGGAGUUUUCUGGCACAUUGUGUAUUACAUUGUGUACUGGUUGGGUAUAAAACCCUUAACUGAUCUUUGAUUGUCAGACUAACAACUCAAAUCUCUCGCUCUUCACAUCUGAUCUCCAACUUUGAGGCCUCAUCUUAUUAUUUGUACUUUAACUUUGACUUCUUUCUUUUACAUACUUAGUUCAUUAGAUAAAGACAAGGCAUUGUAUUAUUAUUAGGUUA
Messenger RNA from Xyrauchen texanus (razorback sucker), 2056 nucleotides. Its product is annotated as macrophage mannose receptor 1-like. The record is from RefSeq and is a predicted model, not a curated record. Lineage: Eukaryota; Metazoa; Chordata; Actinopteri; Cypriniformes; Catostomidae. The coding region runs from base 66 to 1043 and encodes 325 amino acids. The transcript is spliced from 4 exons.